Messenger RNA from Colossoma macropomum (tambaqui), 1025 nucleotides. It is a transcript of the gene arl15a, whose product is annotated as ADP-ribosylation factor-like 15a. The coding region runs from base 112 to 732 and encodes 206 amino acids. Gene Ontology annotation, molecular function: GTPase activity; GTP binding. The transcript is spliced from 5 exons. The record is from RefSeq and is a predicted model, not a curated record. NCBI's taxonomy places the organism in Eukaryota, Metazoa, Chordata, Actinopteri, Characiformes, Serrasalmidae.
CAAAGUAGCUUUUGUGGCUUUGCGCCUGAAAGCUUUUCCUCCUCCCGGCCUUCUUCAAUUACUCUGGCUCAGCUUGUUUGGUUGUUGUGGGUAACACUGUUACCGGGGACGAUGUCUGAACACAUUCGGCUCUCCAUAGCACUGUGCAGGAUUGGCUUUUACACGUGUCUUCGAACACUGUGCUGUAAAGGUCCCCCCUCUCCUAGACCAGAAUAUGAUGUGGUGUGCAUUGGACUCAGUGGUGCUGGUAAAACCGCUCUGCUUUCUCGGCUCUGCAGCGAAGGCAUUGAUGGCAUUGUGCCAACCACAGGUUUCAGCAUAAAGGCAGUGCCUUUCCCAAAUGCAGUGCUGAAUGUGAAAGAACUUGGAGGGUCAGACAAUAUCAAGAAGUACUGGAGCCGCUAUUACCAGGGUUCCCAGGGGGUGGUAUUCGUUCUUGACAGCACUGUUUCAGACGAGGAGCUGGAGGCCUGCCGUUCCGAGCUCCAUUUGGCCCUGCAGCACCCUCAGCUCUGCACGCUCCCCUUCCUCAUCCUUGCCAACCAUCAGGACUCACCAACUGCCCGCUCUGUCCCGGAGAUAAAAAAGUACUUUGAACUGGAGCCACUGGCAAGAGGGAAGCGAUGGAUCCUUGAGGGCAGCACGAUAAACAACAUGGAGGCGGUGAGGGAAAGCUUCAGUCAGCUCAUCAGGCUUUUGGAAGAGAAGGAGCUACGACCUGGCAGGAUAUGAUUCAGUCUUACUUCAAAGAUUCAGAGUAAAAAUGAUUGUCCAGCUAGACAAAACGAAAAAUUCUUGAUGUGUCUGUGGGGGAGUGUUGUUUGACUGGAGGAGUUUGCAGGACUUGUUUAUUUUUUACCUCUCCCUCAAAGGUUGUUUUUAUAUCACUGAAGAGGAGAAAUGGACGUCAACUCUAAACAACAGCCACAUGCAGAUGGAGUCAUCCUGAAUUUUAGGUCAGGGUUCAACUUUUAGUAGCACAUGAACCAAAGUUUUUUUGAAAGGAACCUUUUUUAACUUGAAAA